AAAAAAAAAAAAAAAAAUUCACAAAUUCAAAAUCAAACAAACCCGCUAUUUUACAAAAUAAACCCUAAUCUAGAUUCUAGAGCGGUGUCAGCUCUAUCUUGCUCGUCUCCGGCUUCCUUCACCGUCGUCUUCCUUUCUCUUUUGGCUUCGGUGAAACACAGCGCCGCUGUCUUCGUCUUCCUCGUCCCUGGCUUUGCCUUCCUUCCUGGUCCUAGAACGGUGCCACAUCGGCUUGCCUUUGCAAAACAGGCAGGUUUUUGCGGGCCUAAAUAAGCUGAGUCCCAACCUUGGCGCGAGGGGCGACGUCGUAUUGAUACAAAGGCCAUGAGGUUUGGUUUCGAACUAACGGAAUUCAAAGCUCCUCCAUCUCCCACGCCUUCGCCGUCGAAUUCGACUCCCAGAGCUGCUGAGCUCCAAUGGAUUCCCAUUCAGAACCACCCGCUAUUCACCCCCGCUGCCACUCUACCCAGCGUCGCCGCCGCCGAAAGAUUGCCUCCGAAUCUCAUGGCGUGGGAUGGAGACUCUCGGCUUUACUUCUGGGAUUUGAGCAAGAAAUGUCUUCACCGGAUUUCGAUACGAUUGGGUGAACCCGACCCAGCCUCCAUUCUCGCUGCUUCGCCCUCUAAGGUGUUAUGCCCAGAUGUGCCACUAAAUUUUGAGGUGAAUAGAAUUUCCAUCAACAGAAAUGGAUCAGCUUUGUUUCUAGCUGGACUGGAGGGCCUGCAGGUAAUGUAUCUGUAUGGACGGUCGUCAGUGGAAGAGAAUACAAUUAUCUGCCGGACUGUUUCAGUUGGCGCAGAACUCUACUUCAUUAAAAACAACUUUGUGCGUACCCUACAUAUUUCUUGGCACCCCUACAGUGACACACACAUGGGAAUCUUGUCUUCUGAUUCUGUUUUCAGGAUUUUUGAUUUGUCUACAGACACCACACAGUCCGAGCAAGAAUAUUAUUUGCAACCUAUAGAACCUAGCAGUUCUAGUAAGGCAGCUGCAACAUGUCCAGUCUCCUUCUCUUUUGGGCAGGAUCAUUUGUGGGACAAAUUCAGUGUUUUUUUCUUGUUUGGCGACGGAUCAAGUUACGUAAUUUGCCCUGUUGUUCCUUUUGGAAGUGUCUACAAAUGGGAAUCAAUUUUGGAAAUUUAUACUGAUGCUUGCACAUUUGGGUUGAAAUCUGCUGAUUCAAAAGCUGUUAAUAAUUCUAAUAUGGCGAUUUCUUGGCUGGAGGCAACCUUCCCUGAAUUAGAAGGUCAAGGUGGAGAUGGUAGAAAAUUGUAUGGAGUGGCAAAAUCUCAGCCUUUUGUUUUAUUUGAUGCAUCAGUGUUGUUGCAGGGACCUCUGCGUAAAGUAUGUAAUGGUGCGACUGAAGAUCCUGAAGUCCAAAAUGGAGUGUUUAAUGGGCGUGCUCUUGGUUUCCUUUAUAAUUUAGUUGGAAAAGAUUCAAUUCUUGUCACUGCUUGGAGUGGUGGGGUACUGCAAUUUGAUGCUUUAGCUGAUGAAAUACAGCCGGUCUGGAAGAUGGAUGCUGCACCUCGCCUUUGUGUUGAUUCUUCUAACCGGAUUGUUGGUGCAGCUAUGAUUUGUGAAUCUGCUUCAAGUGACCUCUCUUUGACAGAGCUUGAUCACCACCAUUCUGCUUGGUUGGGACAUCCACCUCCUUUACUGAGUUUAGCCAUUGUUGAUUUAGCUUUGCCUGAUGAAAACAGCUCUUUGGCUAUGAUAGCUGAUCCCCUUUUUUCUGAAAGAAUAUUUUGUGUUCAUUCUGGGGGCAUAGAUUCAAUUGUGUUGAAUUUUCUCCCAUUCACACACCAGGCAAGUGGCAAGGAAAAGCCAAUGAAAACCCCAUCUGUGUUUUCAGUCCUCACUACGUGCCCGGGUGACUUAUCCUCACCGUCACCUCUUCAUGGUUUCCUGGCUUUGUCAGAUUCCUUUGGAAGCUCGUGGAUUUUGGGGCUUACCACUUCAAAUGACUGUGUAGUGCUACAGAUGGAGACUUGGAAUCUGUUGCUUACUGAUCUUGUAGAAAAGCUGAGUGAAACUGCCCUCCCCGAAGAACCAAAAGAGAAGGAAACUCCAACAAUCAUCAGCAAAGAACUCCUUAGUGGACCUAAGGCAGUUCUUGUGCCACCUUCUGCACCAAAUAUACGAGCUGUUAUGGCUGAUUCUAUUGAAGGACGAUCCCUGCUUCAUCAGUGCUUCAAGCUUUUUCAUGAAAAUUAUGUAGAGUACGCACACAAGGUGUACUUUGAACUUGAGCAUCAUGCUCCUCAGUUAAAAAAGAUACUUGUUAACCAGAGUUCUCGAAUACAAGAAAUGAAAAAUAAGCUUUCGGCUGUUGAAAGAAAACAAGAAAAUAUAGAGGAUCGCGUAGCUCGUGCUGUUAGACUUCAUAGCUCCCUGGAAGAGCGCUUACAAAAUUUGAGGAGGCUGCCUGGAGCGCACAAAAAACCACUUUCCAAAGCAGAGCGAGAUUUCAAGCUAGAACUUGAUAAAUUUACUGGAAUCGAGUUGGAUGCCUUGCACUCUUCCAUAGAGGCACUAAGCGCAAGACUGAAAAGGCACAUGCAUUCUCCACAGGCUAAAUCCACAGUUCAUCGAGCACGGAAACCAGUUAGGAGGGGGAACACAGUUGAAGAUGAUGAAGUAUCAAAACUUAAAACUACACUCGAGAAACUUGCACUGGUGAACAGCGAGAACAGCACCAAGGUGAAGCUUGUUGAUUCUGCAUUGAAAAGCAGAGAAAUCAGUGAUUGAUGGAUCUAAUUAUCAAAAAUUUAUAUCCUUCAAUGUUCUUGAAGAAAUAUCUAUUGGUCAUAUGCACGACAGAACCAUAGAUAGCACUGGCGGGUAUUUUUGGGCAUGUGCUGAGAUCAAUGGUCUUUACUACAAGUAAGAUAAUCUCGCCUUUUCUCUAGUAGUAACAGAAUGUAGAUUACUUCCGGGAGAAAGUGAAGUGUUUACUGACCUCAAAUGUUCCCUUAAGCGAUUCGAUAGGCAAGCACAGGGACAACAAAAUAUAUAUUGUUGGUAUAUGAUUGGAAAUAUGUUAGUCUAUUUUUCAGAAUCUUCAGCAGUUCCUGAUAAGGAAAGUUAUCUUAAAGGUAA
Andrographis paniculata is the source of this 3102-nucleotide messenger RNA. Its product is annotated as nuclear pore complex protein NUP88. Gene Ontology annotation, molecular function: protein binding; structural constituent of nuclear pore. The record is from RefSeq and is a predicted model, not a curated record. NCBI's taxonomy places the organism in Eukaryota, Viridiplantae, Streptophyta, Magnoliopsida, Lamiales, Acanthaceae. Gene Ontology annotation, biological process: protein import into nucleus; mRNA export from nucleus; ribosomal large subunit export from nucleus. The coding region runs from base 325 to 2751 and encodes 808 amino acids. Gene Ontology annotation, cellular component: nuclear pore. The transcript is spliced from 9 exons.